GCCAGCCUGGGAGUGCAAUGGCGAUAUUGGACAAUAACAGCCGUCGCGUCCGGGGCAGCGCGUCUGUAUUAUGUGGCUCGGGCUGAGGAGGACACCUUCCAGCCGGGCCGCGAGACCACAGGUGACAUCGGCAAGGUGCGCGAGCGACUACCUGCGACCCGCCGCCUCUGCGCGCGAUGACAGCUUAGACUGGAAAAAAAACAACAACCCAAAAUAAAACGCUGGUGUGACGUGUGAAACAAGACACCAUGGCCACGCAGGAGCCGUCCCCCCCCUCCUCCAUGGAGAGCAACAAGCCCGGCUUCCCCAAGAAGAUCCUGGGCAACCAGCUGGAGGACAAACACCUGUGCAACUGCUGCCACAACAUCCUCAGGAGGCCGUUCCAGGCACAGUGCGGCCAUCGCUUCUGCUCGUACUGCUUCAACAGGACCGUGAGCAAUGGACCUCAGAAAUGCAGCGCCUGCAUCAAAGAGGAUCUCUUUGAGGAUCCUACAUCCAUUCUGAAACCAGGAUGUGCUUUUCCUGACAACGCCGUGCGCCGGGAAGUGGAAAACCUUUCGGCCGUUUGCAUCCAUGAACAUUGCUCGUGGAAGGGCAGCAUUAAAGACUACGAGCUGACCCACGAGGGGAAGUGUGAGUUCAUGAUCAUCCCGUGCCCUUCCUGCAAAGAGCGAAUCCGCUUCAACGAACAGGAGCGCCACAACGAGCGCGAGUGCCCGGAGAGAACGCUCAACUGCAAGUACUGCAAGGAGCCGUUCCACUUCAAAAACAUCAAGGCCCACGAUGAGAUCUGCCCCAAGUACCCGAUGAUCUGUGAAGGCUGCGCCAAGAAGAAAAUACCCAGAGAAAAGUAUGUGGACCAUAUUAAGUUCUGCAGCAAAUUCAGAACUCCGUGUCGAUUCCACGUCGUGGGAUGUGAUAUGUCUGUGGAGAAGGAAAAGAUCCACGACCACGAGCGCGCCUUCGCCUACGAGCACCUCAACCUGCUGCUGCACUACAUCAUGGGCAUGAAGGUGAGCAUGGAGGGCCUGCAGCCGCAGGGACUGGAACUCGCCGGCCACAAGCUGCUGGAGCUCCAACAGGCCCUGCGGGAGCUGGAGGCCAGAGUCUCCCAGCUCAGCACCACCUCCUCUGGGCCUCCCGUGCAGGGAGCCGCCGCCGCCUCCUCAUCCUCAUCCUCCAGCUCCGGCCCCGCCGGCCCGCCGGCCUCCGCCCCGCUCCCGCCGCCGCCCGCUCUGGCCCCCGCCCUGUCCGUGUCCACCUCCUUCACGCCUCUGCCCAGCUCGGUGGGCGCGGCGCUGGAGCUGCAGCUGCACAGCGAGAAGACCAAAGUGGCGGAGCUGGGUCGCAGGUGCACGGAGCUGGAGGUCAAAGCCGGCACCUUCGAGAACGUGGUGUGUGUGCUGAACAGAGAGGUGGAGAGGUUCGCCACCGCCAUGGAGGCCAGCAACCGGCAGCACAAACUGGACCAGGACAAGAUCGAGGCGCUGAGCAACAAGGUGCGACAGCUGGAGAGGACGGUGGGGCUGAAGGACCUGACGGUGGCGGAGAUGGAGGGCCGCCUGAGGGAGAUGUCCGCCACCACCUUCGACGGCGUCUUCGUCUGGCGGAUCUCGGAUUUCGCCAAAAAGAGGCAGGAUGCGAUCGCGGGUCGAGCCCCCGCCAUGUUUUCGCCAGCCUUCUACACCAGUAAGUACGGCUAUAAGAUGUGUCUGCGCAUCUACCUGAACGGAGACGGGACGGGGCGCGGCAGCCACUUGUCCCUGUUCUUUGUGGUGAUGAGGGGGCUCAGCGACGCGCUGCUCAAGUGGCCUUUCAACCAGAAGGUGACCCUGAUGCUGCUGGACCAGAGCAACCGGGAGCACAUCAUCGACGCCUUCCGGCCCGACGUCACCUCCUCCUCCUUCCAGCGGCCGGUGAGCGAGAUGAACAUCGCCAGCGGCUGCCCGCUCUUCUGCCCGCUCUCCAAGCUGGACGCCAAGAACUCGUACAUCCGCGACGACACCAUCUUCAUCAAGGCCAUCGUGGACCUCACGGGCCUCUAGACGACCGCCACGCCCCCCUCCCUCCCACCCACUUCACCCUCCUUCUUCUCCCCAAUAUCAAGCUUCAUUGGGCUCAAUCGUGGUCCUUUAAGGGCCCGCCGCAGUGUGGCCGCCGGCCGCUGCGUCCGGCCGCCGUCGCCGCCAUCGUCGUACCUCUGCGAGAACCGCCGCGCGUGGCCGUGCAUUCCGGGGUUGCGAAGAGCCCUUUUGCCUCUUCUCCUUUUCUUCCUAAAGGCGUCACAAAGUUCUGCUUCAGUUGCGCACAGUACGUUUCAUCCGUUACUUUUUCUUAAAAGGAUUAAAAAAGGAGCACCGGCGCAGCGAGGUGAGAGAGGUCAAAGUUGACGAAAAAGAGCGAGUCAGCAUCUCCUUUGAAUCCCCUACUUUUGAAGGGAUGAUUGCGAGAACCGGGUUGUAGAUUACAGAUGUUUGAUGUGAUCAUUCUGAUGACUUAUAGUAGAGUUAGAGCGUCCCUGCAGCCUUUGUUUUCCUUGCAGAUUGUGGAUAUUGUGAGCUUCUCAAUUCCAGUGUUGAGUGAAUUUGCAUAGACAAACGUGGAGUUAUGUUAUGAAUAAGAUUUCAGGCAUUUCUUUGCCCUUUUCAUUUGAUUUCUUUGGGCAUGCCGCUGGCGUUUUAAGUAUAAAAUGGCUCCUCAUUUCCGACCGAGCUUUACGAAAGCUUCCCCGUCUGCUGUUGAACCUGUUGAAGUGAAUUAGCCAUCCGUGAUGGUGGACAUUGCCUGCACGCCUUUGGAGCCAGGCUACUUUUUAACAUGUAACGUCAGUGUCGCGUAUUUGUUCCUGUCAGGGCUUUUUUUAAAACUGCUUCUGGUGGUUCUGAUUGGUGGUUUGGUACAUCUGUGGAAGAUACAGUGGAGUUACCAAGGAGUCAGGGCAGCUUGCCGGUCAAACGCGAGGCAUUAAAACUCUUGCAAAAAAACAUCACAUGGCUGGAGUUUGGUCCCACUUGGCGGGACGCGCUCUCCAGCUCGCAUCUCAACACAUAGUACUGUGCCCCCACCACAGACACGAGGUCCACACGGGAACGCCGCGGUCACGCUUUUCUGUUCCACACGAGUGUGUGUGUGUGUGUUUCUGCUGCUCUUCAGAUUGGAUCUAGAUGUGCGUGUGUGUGCGUUAGUUUGAGGUGAUGGUGACACUACGUCACAAUUGAUUGACGUAGUUUACUGCAGAUGGAAGUAAGGUUCAGCCCCCCCCCCCCCCCCCAGUUAACUCUUCAGCGUGUUCUCCCUGCACAUGCAUCCACAUCACAACGUGUAACUCUUCCGCGUGUCCACCAGAGAUUGCUGUGCUCACUUAGCAUGCAUGCUGAGGUCCUUUAAGGUUCCCCGCUGGCCUGUUUGGAGACCGUCUCGGCCUGUAUUGAAACCUCUCUGUGCAUGGGAGGCUUCAGUCCAUCGUUCACUAUGGAGUUUGGCCGGGUGACCCCACCCACCCCCCCUCCCCCGCUCCCCCCCACCCACGGGGCCACGUGUCAAAGCGUUUAUUUGGGAUUUGCUCGGACCAAAAUAACCAUAGAAUAGUUAUUAUGUUAUAUCUGGCGCUGCGUCUGUUCAACAGCAGCAGCCGCCUAUAUUCAUAGCAAUUUAUAAAUAUGUAUCUUUCAUAUCAUAAUGUUGAAAUAGUCUAUAUAUCGAUGUUAAUAUACGCGAGAUGUUAUAAUAAACAUAGUAUUACUGAAUACCUUAUUAAUUCUAUAUCUAUAUACCAGCCUUUUGUUUGUCAAGAUGGUUCGAACAGGCCAGGACCCCCCACCCCCCACCACCCCUUUGUGCAGUAAGGACUUUUUCUGCUUUUCUGAGUGCAAUAUUUAUAUUUAUAUGAUCACGCCGGCUAUGAUUUGACGACAGCGUGGCAGCUUUAAGAGUUUACAGAAGUCGCACUCGACUUGUUUGUUCACAUCACUCGUCGCGGCGCCGAAGAACUGCUUCCGAUUCCGAACUUUUCAAAGGAAAGAAAUUCCCUCGGCUUUGAGCAUAGUUUUUAUUCAUGAGGUAAAAGUGAGGUUUUAGAGAGACGUUUUUGAUGGUGAGGAACUCGCGCUAUAAGCGUGGUUUCUAUUCUUAGCGAAAAUCUACUUUUCAGUGAUGAUGGUUACAGCAUGUAAUAACUAGGGUGAUUUUUUAAAGUGGUCUUGUAUCGUGCCAAAAUCAAAUAUUACCUCUGUGUACUAACUAUACUGCGUUCAAAAGUCAUAUUCAUGUUCUAUGCUAAAAUAUGGUGCCAAAUAUAUUUAUAUUUAAAUAUGUGUUACGUUUUAAUAAGAUGCAUGGGUCACCGCCUCUCUGAAAAAACAAUUACCGCCCCAUGAGGUUUUUGAAUGUAAGCUUUCAUAGAUUUAUUUUAUUUUCUAAACGCAAAACAGCAGUUCUGUAAAUGUGACGCAGUCGACUUGAAACAACUUUAUUUGUGCACUUUGUAUCGGUUGUUUGUACAAACAGGGUAUUUCAUUAUGAUUUAUGUACCUUGAAAUCAAUGCCAUAUAUACAUAUAUAUAUUCUGGCGUUGAUAAUAUUGAUGUGUUAUGGUUUAAAGAGGACAUGCAGUAUGUAAUAAAGUUUGCUGGUUUCAGCUUGUUGAGUAA
Messenger RNA from Gasterosteus aculeatus aculeatus (three-spined stickleback), 4649 nucleotides. NCBI's taxonomy places the organism in Eukaryota, Metazoa, Chordata, Actinopteri, Perciformes, Gasterosteidae. The record is from RefSeq and is a predicted model, not a curated record.